UACUUUAGAAAGAUUAUGGUAAGCAUGCUGGCUCAGUCUUGAACCUUUGUCACCCCUCACGUUGCACACCAAAGACAUACCCUAGUGAUUAAAUGCUGAUUUUGUGUACGAUUGUCCACGGACGCCAAAACAAUCACAGAGCUGCUUGAUUUGUUUUAAUUACCAGCACAAAAUGCCAUCAGUCUGGGACGUGAUCGGGCAGAGGUGUACUCACAGUAGUGUAAAUACUGCUGUAAAUAGUUGCCUGAUGGUGGCUUUGACAGUGAGCUAGCUUCUGAGUUUUCCCUUCUUUUUAUACUGUUUUCCGCACUGGCUUUUUGAAUCUUCCUAAUUUUUCAUCUCCUUAACAAACUCCUAUGAAGUUGAAACCGGGAAGUUUGCUCUAACAUUUCAAGAGAAGGUAUUAAGUCAUGAUGCAGGAAUCUGCGACAGAGACAAUAAGCAACAGUUCAAUGAAUCAAAAUGGAAUGAGCGCUCUAAGCAGCCAAUUAGAUGCUGGCAGCAGAGAUGGAAGAUCAAGUGGUGACACCAGCUCAGAUGUUAGCCCCGUAGAACUGCUGCACCUGCAACAACAGCAGGCUCUCCAAGCAGCAAGACAACUUCUCUUACAGCAGCAAACAAGUGGAUUGAAAUCUCCUAAGAGCAGUGAUAAACAGAGACCACUGCAGGAAUUGCUUCCAGAAACAAAAUUAUGUGUCUGUGGCCACUCUUCUGGUGAUGGGCAUCCUCACAACACAUUUGCAGUGCCCGUGUCGGUGGCCAUGAUGACUCCCCAGGUGAUCACCCCUCAGCAGAUGCAGCAGAUUCUUCAGCAACAAGUCCUGUCUCCUCAGCAGCUCCAAGCCCUUCUCCAGCAGCAGCAGGCAGUCAUGCUGCAGCAGUCAAAAUGGUUUAUUCAGCAACAACUACAAGAGUUUUACAAGAAACAGCAAGAGCAGUUACAUCUUCAGCUUUUGCAGCAGCAGCAACAGCAGCAGCAGCAGCAGCAGCAGCAGCAACAGCAGCAGCAGCAGCAACAGCAGCAGCAGCCCCAGCAGCCCCAGCAGCCGCCGCCGCCACCCCACCCGGGCAAGCAGGCGAAGGAGCAGCAGCAGCAGCAGCAGUUGGCAGCCCAGCAGCUUGUCUUCCAGCAGCAGCUCCUCCAGAUGCAACAACUCCAGCAGCAGCAGCAUCUGCUCAGCCUUCAGCGUCAGGGACUCAUCUCCAUCCCACCUGGCCAGGCGGCACUUCCUGUCCAAUCGCUGCCUCAAGCUGGCCUAAGUCCUGCUGAGAUUCAGCAGUUAUGGAAAGAAGUGACUGGAGUUCACAGUAUGGAAGACAAUGGCAUUAAACAUGGAGGGCUAGACCUCACUACUAACAAUUCCUCCUCGACUACCUCCUCCACCACUUCCAAAGCAUCACCACCAAUAACGCAUCAUUCCAUCGUGAAUGGACAGUCUUCAGUCCUAAGUGCAAGGCGGGACAGCUCGUCACACGAGGAGACUGGGGCUUCUCACACUCUGUACGGCCAUGGAGUUUGCAAAUGGCCAGGCUGUGAAAGCAUUUGUGAAGAUUUUGGACAGUUUUUAAAGCACCUUAACAAUGAGCAUGCGCUGGACGACCGGAGCACGGCCCAGUGCCGAGUACAAAUGCAAGUGGUCCAACAAUUAGAAAUACAGCUUUCUAAAGAACGCGAACGUCUUCAAGCAAUGAUGACCCACUUGCACAUGCGACCCUCAGAGCCCAAACCAUCUCCCAAACCUCUAAAUCUGGUGUCUAGUGUCACCAUGUCGAAGAACAUGUUGGAGACAUCCCCACAGAGCUUACCUCAAACCCCUACCACACCAACGGCCCCAGUCACCCCGAUUACCCAGGGACCCUCAGUAAUCACCCCAGCCAGUGUGCCCAAUGUGGGAGCCAUACGAAGGCGACAUUCAGACAAAUACAACAUUCCCAUGUCAUCAGAGAUUGCCCCAAACUACGAAUUUUAUAAAAAUGCAGAUGUCAGACCUCCAUUUACUUAUGCAACUCUCAUAAGGCAGGCUAUCAUGGAGUCAUCUGACAGGCAGUUAACACUUAAUGAAAUUUACAGCUGGUUUACACGGACAUUUGCUUACUUCAGGCGUAAUGCAGCAACUUGGAAGAAUGCAGUACGUCAUAAUCUCAGCCUGCACAAGUGUUUUGUUCGAGUAGAAAAUGUUAAAGGAGCAGUAUGGACCGUGGACGAAGUAGAGUACCAGAAGCGAAGGUCACAAAAGAUAACAGGAAGCCCAACCUUAGUAAAAAAUAUACCUACCAGUUUAGGCUAUGGAGCAGCUCUUAAUGCCAGUUUGCAGGCUGCCUUGGCAGAGAGCAGUUUACCUUUGCUUAGUAACCCGGGACUGAUCAAUAACGCCUCCAGUGGCCUGCUGCAGGCCGUCCACGAAGACCUCAAUGGCUCCCUGGACCACAUCGACAGCAACGGGAACAGUAGUCCGGGCUGCUCGCCGCAGCCACACAUACAUUCGAUCCAUGUCAAGGAAGAGCCGGUGAUUGCGGAGGAUGAAGACUGCCCAAUGUCCUUAGUGACAACAGCUAAUCACAGUCCAGAAUUAGAAGAUGACAGAGAGAUUGAAGAAGAGCCUUUAUCUGAAGAUCUGGAAUGAGAACUGACUUGUGAAACCUCAGCGUGAAGGGACAUAUCACUGACCUUCAUAACCACUCCACAACCAUGAAUAUUUGACAAAUUUUUACUGUGACUAUUUAUUAAGCAUGGAUAAAGGAGACAGCCCUAAAGGAACUUACUAAGCCAGCCCUUUGGGAUUCAGUACCAACAGGCAAAUUGCUUGUUUUCUUCCCUUCCUCUCUCUCUCUUUCUCCCUCUCAAUCU
Messenger RNA from Neogale vison (American mink), 2848 nucleotides. It is a transcript of the gene FOXP2, whose product is annotated as forkhead box P2. Gene Ontology annotation, biological process: regulation of transcription by RNA polymerase II. NCBI's taxonomy places the organism in Eukaryota, Metazoa, Chordata, Mammalia, Carnivora, Mustelidae. The coding region runs from base 411 to 2624 and encodes 737 amino acids. The record is from RefSeq and is a predicted model, not a curated record. Gene Ontology annotation, cellular component: nucleus. The transcript is spliced from 18 exons. Gene Ontology annotation, molecular function: RNA polymerase II cis-regulatory region sequence-specific DNA binding; DNA-binding transcription repressor activity, RNA polymerase II-specific.